This is a messenger RNA of Choloepus didactylus (southern two-toed sloth), 3753 nucleotides long. RefSeq names its product cold shock domain containing E1 (gene CSDE1). The transcript is spliced from 20 exons. Gene Ontology annotation, molecular function: nucleic acid binding. Lineage: Eukaryota; Metazoa; Chordata; Mammalia; Pilosa; Megalonychidae. The record is from RefSeq and is a predicted model, not a curated record. The coding region runs from base 504 to 2900 and encodes 798 amino acids.
GUGCACGCGCUCGGAGCCCGCAACUCUCGCGAGAGAAGCGAGAUUUAUUCCUACGUACCGGGCCGUGCUGCUGAUGGCGGCGCUGGAGAGGGGGCGCUGAGCUGUUGGGUAUGAAGUGUAACAGAACAGACUUUACCACCUGAAACUGCUGCUUCAAGUUCAGAUCAGGCAAGGAACAAACGUCGUAACAACCAACAAGACCAAAGAAGAGUACACUUAAGUUGAAGACACAACACUUGAUCUGAAACAAGAAGUUUGUGCCUACUCAACAGCUUUGAAAGAGCACUUCCCAACGCUGCUAGUAGUCUUUGUUUUCUUCAGUGCUGUACUGUGAGAUUGCCUGGUGCAGCAGCAGUUAUAUUCUUUAUUAGCUUGAUAGAGCAUUUUCUCUCGCUCUUUUUUUUUUUAAUACUAGCAACUUUUCAUCCUUUGAAACGUGUGCUGAAAAAGAAGAAUCAGCAAAUACUACUGAAAGUGCAAUAAUAUUUGAUUAUCACUGCGAGAUGAGCUUUGAUCCAAACCUUCUCCACAACAAUGGACACAAUGGGUACCCCAAUGGUACUUCAGCAGCACUGCGUGAAACAGGGGUUAUCGAAAAGCUGCUGACCUCUUACGGAUUUAUUCAGUGUUCAGAACGUCAAGCUAGACUUUUCUUCCACUGUUCACAGUAUAAUGGCAACCUGCAGGACUUAAAAGUAGGAGAUGAUGUUGAAUUUGAAGUGUCAUCUGACCGGCGGACCGGGAAACCCAUUGCUGUUAAACUGGUGAAGAUAAAACCAGAAAUCCUCCCUGAAGAACGAAUUAAUGGACAAGUUGUGUGCGCUGUUCCUCACAACUUAGAGAGUAAAUCUCCAGCUGCCCCGGGUCAGAGUCCAACAGGGAGUGUAUGCUACGAACGUAAUGGGGAAGUGUUUUAUCUGACUUACACCCCUGAAGAUGUCGAAGGAAACGUUCAGCUGGAAACCGGAGAUAAAAUAAACUUUGUAAUUGAUAACAAUAAGCAUACUGGUGCUGUAAGUGCUCGUAACAUCAUGCUGUUGAAAAAGAAACAAGCCCGCUGUCAGGGAGUAGUUUGUGCCAUGAAGGAGGCAUUUGGCUUCAUUGAAAGAGGUGAUGUUGUAAAAGAGAUAUUCUUUCACUAUAGUGAAUUUAAGGGUGACCUAGAAACCUUACAGCCUGGAGAUGACGUGGAGUUCACAAUCAAGGACAGAAAUGGUAAAGAAGUUGCAACAGAUGUCAGACUAUUGCCUCAAGGAACAGUCAUUUUUGAAGAUAUCAGCAUUGAACAUUUUGAAGGAACUGUAACCAAAGUGAUCCCAAAAGUACCCAGUAAAAACCAGAAUGACCCAUUGCCAGGACGCAUCAAAGUUGACUUUGUGAUUCCUAAAGAACUUCCUUUUGGAGACAAAGAUACAAAAUCCAAGGUGACCCUGCUGGAAGGUGACCAUGUCAGGUUUAAUAUUUCAACAGACCGACGUGACAAACUAGAACGAGCAACCAACAUAGAAGUUCUAUCAAAUACAUUUCAGUUCACUAAUGAAGCCAGAGAAAUGGGUGUGAUUGCUGCCAUGAGAGAUGGUUUUGGUUUCAUCAAGUGUGUGGAUCGUGAUGCUCGCAUGUUCUUCCACUUCAGUGAAAUUCUUGAUGGGAACCAGCUCCAUAUUGCAGAUGAAGUAGAGUUUACUGUGGUUCCUGAUAUGCUCUCUGCCCAAAGAAAUCAUGCUAUUAGGAUUAAAAAACUUCCCAAGGGCACGGUUUCAUUCCAUUCCCAUUCAGAUCAUCGUUUCCUGGGCACUGUAGAAAAAGAAGCCACUUUUUCCAAUCCCAAAACCACUAGCCCAAAUAAAGGCAAAGAGAAGGAGGCUGAGGAUGGCAUUAUUGCUUAUGAUGAUUGUGGGGUAAAACUGACUGUUGCUUUUCAAGCCAAGGAUGUGGAAGGAUCUACUUCUCCUCAAAUAGGAGAUAAGGUUGAAUUUAGUAUUAGUGACAAACAGAGGCCUGGGCAGCAGAUUGCAACUUGCGUGCGACUUUUAGGUCGUACUUCCAAUUCCAAGAGGCUCUUGGGUUAUGUGGCAACUCUGAAGGAUAAUUUUGGAUUUAUUGAAACAGCCAAUCAUGAUAAGGAAAUCUUUUUCCAUUACAGUGAGUUCUCAGGUGAUGUUGAUAGCCUGGAACUGGGGGACAUGGUGGAGUACAGCUUGUCCAAAGGCAAAGGCAACAAAGUCAGUGCAGAAAAAGUGAACAAAACACAUUCAGUGAAUGGCAUUACUGAGGAAGCUGAUCCCACCAUCUACUCUGGUAAAGUCAUUCGCCCCCUGAGGAGUGUUGAUCCAACACAAACUGAGUACCAAGGAAUGAUUGAGAUCGUGGAGGAGGGGGAUAUGAAAGGUGAAGUCUACCCAUUUGGCAUAGUUGGGAUGGCCAACAAAGGGGAUUGCCUGCAGAAAGGGGAGAGUGUUAAGUUCCAAUUGUGUGUCCUGGGCCAAAAUGCACAGACUAUGGCCUAUAACAUCACACCCCUGCGUAGGGCCACAGUGGAGUGUGUGAAAGAUCAGUUUGGCUUCAUUAACUACGAAGUAGGAGAUAGUAAGAAGCUGUUUUUCCAUGUGAAAGAAGUUCAGGAUGGCAUUGAGCUACAGGCAGGAGAUGAGGUGGAAUUCUCAGUGAUUCUUAAUCAGCGCACUGGCAAGUGCAGCGCCUGUAAUGUUUGGCGAGUCUGUGAGGGCCCAAAGGCUGUUGCAGCUCCAAGACCUGAUCGGUUGGUCAAUCGCUUGAAGAGCAUCACCCUGGAUGAUGCCAGUGCUCCUCGCCUAAUGGUUCUUCGUCAGCCAAGGGGACCAGAUAACUCAAUGGGAUUUGGUGCAGAAAGAAAGAUCCGUCAAGCUGGUGUCAUUGACUAACCACAUCCACAAAGCACAUCAUUAAUCCACUAUGAUCAAGUUGGGGGUAUUCUGGUGAAGGGUUCUGAAUAUCUCCCUCUUCAUCCCUCCCCAAAUCUGGAAUACUUAUUCUAUUGAGCUAUUACACCAGUUUUAACACCUUCCUCGUGUUAUGUUUAAAAAAAUAAAUAAAUUUAAGAAAACCAUUUUAAAAUUAUGCACAGUUGCAGCCUGGAAAACUUAAGGUGGCGCCUUAUAGUAUCAAUUUUAGGAGCUUUAUUUGGUGCAUUUAACGCAACUGGUAAUUGCAAAAUCCACUUCGCCUGUGUAAGUGAAAAAUAUAGACUUAUUUUGUUGGCCCCAUGAAAUUCUGCACUCGGUAUUUAGUGUAUACUCUACCUUCAUUACUUCUGGCAAGAUGUUCUGCCUUAGGAUUCAGUUGCAUUCUUUUCUUUCCUGUUCAUUGUGCUUUAAUUCUGAAGACGGUAUGAGGGUAGAAUACAUUACCUUUUAAAAUUACAAAAAUUAAACAAUUUGUAUAGGCGAACCAUUUCCUUAAGUUGAUGGCCAAAUGUUAAAAUGUUAUUUUCAUAUCAUUUAUAAUCUUGUCACAGUCCACUUAACGAAGUUCAGUUAGAUUUCAGUGAAAAUUAUCUUCCAGAGUAGUUUUUUUUUUUUUUCCUGGGAUGGGGGCUAACUUUACUACAAUUAGUUUGGUGCAGAAUUUCAUGCAAAUGAGGUGUGCCAGCAGUGUGAUAAUUUAAACGUAUUUAAACAAACAUAAAGGACGAAUGCACAAAUUUGCUGCUGCUUAGGUCACUGCAGCUUCUAGGACCCAGUUUCUUUUACUGAUUUAAAAACAAAACAAAAAAAA